Thrips palmi is the source of this 1623-nucleotide messenger RNA. It is a transcript of the gene Trmt6, whose product is annotated as tRNA (adenine(58)-N(1))-methyltransferase non-catalytic subunit TRM6. The transcript has 3 exons. The coding region runs from base 158 to 1579 and encodes 473 amino acids. The record is from RefSeq and is a predicted model, not a curated record. Gene Ontology annotation, biological process: tRNA methylation. NCBI's taxonomy places the organism in Eukaryota, Metazoa, Arthropoda, Insecta, Thysanoptera, Thripidae. Gene Ontology annotation, cellular component: nucleus; tRNA (m1A) methyltransferase complex.
CGGCGACAGUGAGUAGCGGACAUUUGGCAACAUUGGCUGCUCGGCUGCUGGCUCCCCUGGUUGUUUUGGUUGAUGCAAAAAAACGCAUGCUGUAACGUGGAAAUCUUUCACGUAAUUAGACAGCUGUUGCAGCCUAACCUGUUCUUUUAAGACUACCAUGGCCAACAAUUUGGAUAUUGUGAAAGCUGGUGACUACAUAGCGAUUCAAAGACAAGACUACUUCAAGUUGCACAAAGUAUCAGCAAACGGAACUGUCAACCUGGGCAAGGAUAUUUUGGAAAUAGGCAGUGUGAUAGGGAAACCUGUAUGGACCUCUUAUCGCAUGGAACAAAAGAAAGGAGGAAAACGAUUUUAUACUUUGAAAGAAUGCAGUGUUCAUGAUCUGAAAGGAGAUUCCAUUACAAUGAGCAAUGCGAAUAGCGCAAUUAGUGGAACAGAUAACCGAAAUAUAGUAGAUGAUGGAAGCAGUCAAAAACUGUCCAUGGAAGAAAUUGUCAAUUUAAGGGAUGAGGGCCUUUCAUCUAAAGAAAUUGUUGGAACUCUCAUAGAAAACAGCAAGACAUUUCACUGCAAAACAGAAUAUUCUCAACAAAAGUACUUGAAGAAGAAAGAAAAGAAGUAUUUUGAAUACAUAACAGUGAGGAAGCCCACUGUACGUCUUGUUGCAGAAACAAUGUUUCGCCUUGAUCAGCAAAAGAUUUUAGGUCUUAGAGUGGACACCCUAUCACAGUUGAACACAGCUGUAAAUUUACAUUCACAUGGAACCUAUAUACUGUAUGAGAGUGGGUGUCAAGGUUUGGCUGCUGCAACAAUGCUGAAUGGCCUGUGCGAUGAGGGAAGACUGGUGCUUGUUCAUCCUGGAAACUACCCCCAAAAGAGUGCACUACUAGCUCUUAAUUUGACGGAAGAGCAAGAAAACUGUCUGAUCAGUGUUAACAUUUACAAUCUUUUGAGAAAGCUGAAAGGGGAGAGUGCUGACGUUCAAGAUAUCAAAUGUGACGAUUUGGGGACCCAAGAAGAGGGAAUUGGUGUUUCUAAACCAUGUCUAAAAGAAACAACAAUUAGCAGUGCUGUGGAAGAACCUGCUAUUCUCUCUGCAGAUAAUGAGGAUAAGACUGCCAAAGCUGAAAUGGACUGCGAUGAAGUGCUUGCAAACUCUGAUCAAGAAAACAAUUCUUCGGGAAAGAGGAAGCAUAGUGAAUGUGGUAAUGACGAAGGCUCUGCCAAAAAGAAGUCUCGCUGGGAGGUUGAAACUGACAGGGCAGCCCAAUCACUAAGAUCUCAAGUAGAUGGUUUAGUGCUAGUUUGCAGAGAACAUCCUCAGUCUAUCUUGAAUGCCCUCCUGCCUUUUGUAGCUCCUUCUCGUAAUUUUGUUGUUUUUGGUCAGGUUAGAGAACCUCUUCAAGAACUACUGGUGGAGCUCAGUCAGCGAUCAGAUUUAAUUAACCUCAGACUCACUGACACGUGGCUCAGAAAUUAUCAAAUCGAGUCAGACCGAACUCAUCCUCUUGUCAAUAUGACUGGUAGUGGGGGCUAUCUAUUGACUGGUAUGGUAGUUGAGAGCCCCCAAGGACAGUAAUAUUUUUGUAUUAAAUUUCAAUAAAUUUCAAUGGUUUAAUUGAA